AUGUCGUUCCAGGCACGACAGGCGCAUUCGCCCCUCGGCCAGCAGCGGGGUGGCCUUGUUGCACCGGGCUUCUCGACAAGUAAAGUGGGCAGCUUUUUUGAGAGUGAGCGCACGUUGCCAAUGUAUAAAGAUAAACCAUACUUCACACCUAGACGAACAGCACCGAGACGACGAUGGCGAUACAUCGGUGCCGUCUUCGGCUUGUGUGUUUUAUUAUUAUUCUGGUAUACCACAUCAUCCCCUAAACUGCCUCCGGGCUCGGUGUCUGGCUCGGACAGUAAGGGGUAUGAGCUUUGGAAAUGGAUGCAGACACUGGAUGAUGAACCCUCUGCGGAGGUGGAUUGGGAAGCAUGCCGGGAUAGAGUGCGAGAUGCCUUCCUUGUUAGCUUCGACAGCUAUGAAAAGGAAGCAUGGGGCUUCGACGAAUACCACCCGAAGACCGGCAAUCACAGAAAUAUGGUGCCGGGUGGCCUAGGAUGGAUGAUAGUGGAUGCUCUGGAUACCAUGAUGAUCAUGAAUCUAACAUCCCAGGUUCGACAUGCCCGACAGUGGAUAUCUACAUCAUUGAAGCAUGACCAAGACCACGACGUGAGCACGUUCGAAACAACAAUUCGCAUGUUAGGUGGCUUGCUAUCUGCACACUACCUAUCUACACAGUAUCCCACACUUGCGCCCAUUGCAGACGAUGACAUUGGUGCUCCUGAAGAAGAUUUGUACAUUGAAAAAGCAACUGACCUUGCCAAUCGACUACUUGGGGCAUUCGAGACCAGUUCUGGGAUUCCAUAUUCUAGUGUUAACCUAAAUACAUCGAUGGGUCUAAAAUCACACGCCGAUGGCGGUGCUGCAUCAACGGCCGAAGCAACAUCUGUGCAGCUGGAAUUCAAGUAUCUGGCCAAGCUGACUGGAGAGGCGGAGUACUGGACGACUGUGGAAAAAGUGAUGGAGGUUGUAGACAAGCAACAUCCCCGCGAUGGUCUUGUUCCGAUCUAUAUUCACCCGAACACAGGACAGUUCCAGGGCGAAAAUAUCCGCCUGGGAAGUCGGGGUGAUUCCUACUACGAAUAUACGAUCAAACAAUAUCUACAGACAUCCGAGCAAGAGCCCAUUUACAAAGAGCUUUGGGAUGAAUCCAUGCAAGGAAUUCGCAAGAACCUCUUGGCUUUUUCUAAGAAUGCGCAACUGAUGGUCUUGGGUGAACGACCUGCAGGCCUGGAUGGCAAACUCUCCCCCAAGAUGGAUCAUCUCGCAUGCUUCAUGCCAGGCACAAUUGCGCUCGGUGCAACUGGUGGUCAGCUUCUAUCCAAAGCUAGACAAUCUCCUGAUUGGUCUCAGCAACGCGAGGAAGAGAUUCUGAUCUCUCGUGAGCUCAUGAAGACUUGCUGGGCAACAUACCGGAACACCGCGACUGGUCUUGCCCCUGAAAUCUCACAUUUUGUCCUUGACGAUCCGCCAGUCAUGAUGAGCGAUAAAUACCCACAACCCGCUGUAUUCGCUGGCUCAUCGCCACAAGAAUUGGAAGGCAUUUCCCUUCCUUUGGCUCUCCAGGCCGAUGGCUCCGAGCCAUGGCGUCAAGAUAUUGAUAUUCACGCAAUGGAUCGCCAUAACUUGCAACGCCCAGAAACAGUCGAGUCCCUUUUUUACAUGUAUCGUGUUACUGGUGAUGAGACGUAUCGCCAAUGGGGAUGGGAAUUGUUCAAGUCUUUUGUCAAACAUACGGCAGUGGUCGAGAUAAUCGCACCAGCGCUGAAUGAACCAGGGGGCGCUCCCACACAGCGAAUCAAGAGCUUCACAUCCCUCAGUAAUGCCGACACUAUUCCACCCGAGAGCCGUGAUAAUAUGGAGAGUUUUUGGAUGGCCGAAACUCUGAAGUACUUCUAUCUGUUGUUUUCGGAUCGUGAUUUUAUUUCCAUUGAGGACCAUGUGUUCAAUACCGAGGCCCAUCCCAUGCCACGAUUCAAGCUUGGUGGAGAGUUGAAGACAGGUUGGGAGAGGAAACCUCGUCAAUAG
Penicillium angulare is the source of this 2007-nucleotide messenger RNA. RefSeq names its product glycoside hydrolase family 47 protein. Gene Ontology annotation, cellular component: membrane; endoplasmic reticulum. The coding region runs from base 1 to 2007 and encodes 668 amino acids. The transcript has 3 exons. The record is from RefSeq and is a predicted model, not a curated record. Gene Ontology annotation, molecular function: calcium ion binding; mannosyl-oligosaccharide 1,2-alpha-mannosidase activity. Gene Ontology annotation, biological process: carbohydrate metabolic process; N-glycan processing. Lineage: Eukaryota; Fungi; Ascomycota; Eurotiomycetes; Eurotiales; Aspergillaceae.